CUAUAUUUAAUUAAAUUUCCAUAAAUUUAUUUUCAAUAUUAUUGAAAAAAAUAAAUGUUAUAAUAGAAUAACUAUUACAACAAUCUAGAAGAAUUUUUAAGCUCAUCACUUUAAUUUUUUUAAGUUCUCCACAUUGAUCUGAAUAAUCAGGGAAAUUAAAUUGAUGGAAUUGGCGCAUCAAACUUAGCUUCUGGUUUAGGAAAGUGCAUUAUUCUCUCAAAUCUAGCACUUGAUCUAAGGGGAAAUUAAAUUGGUGCAAUUGGUGGAUCAGACUUAGGUUCUGGUUUAGGUAAGUGUACUAACCUCUCAAACUUGGCACUAAAUCUUUAGGGAAAUUAAAUUGGUGAUUAAGGUGUAUCAGAAUUAGGUUUUAGUUUAGGAAAAUGCACUAAACUUUCAAAUUUGGCACUUAAUCUAUGUGGAAAUAAAAUUGGUGCAAUUGGUGCAUCAGGCUUAGCUUCUGGUUUAGGGAAGUGUUCUAAUCUUUCAAAUAUGACACUAGAUCUUUUGUAAAAAUAGUUUAUUUGGGGCGGUAUAGGAUUCGAACCCCCGAUAUCACUGCUAAGACCCUCCGACUCGCCCACUCGAGCCGCUUAGCCCUUCUAAAUUAAUGAUGAAGGUGCUUCACACUUAGGUGUUGGUUUAGGAAAGUGCACUAAUCUCUCAAAUUUGACACUUUAUCUUUAUGGAAAUCAAAUUGGUGAAAUUGGUGUAACAGGCUUAGGUUCUGGUUUAGGUAAGUGCACUAACCUCUAAAAUUUAACACUAAAUCUUUAGGAAAAAUAAAUGGGUGAUGCAGGUGCAUUAGGCUUAGGCUCUGGUUUAGGAUAGUGCACUUAUCUCUCAAAUUUGACACUUGAUCUAAGUGAUAAUUAAAUUGGUGCAAUUGGAGUAUCAGGCUUAGCUUUAAGCUUAGGAAAGUGCUUUAAACUCUCAAAUCUGACUCUAAAUCUUUUAGGAAAUUAAAUUGGUGAUGAAAGUGCUUCAGGCUUAGGUUUUGGUUUAGGAAAGUACUCUAAUCUCUCAAAUUUGACACUAAAUCUUUCGGGAAAUUAAAUUUGUGAUGAAGGUAUAUCUGACUUAGGGUCUGGUUUAGGAAAGUGCCCUAAUCUCUCAAAUUUGACACUUUAUCUUUAGCAAAAAUAAAUUUGCGAUGAAGGUGCUUCAGGCUUAGGUUCUGGUUUAGGAAAAUGCACUAAUCUCUCAAAUUUGACACUUGAUCUAAGUUGGAGUUAAAUUGGUGCAAUAGGUGCAUCAGGUUUAUGUUCUGGUUUAGGAAAGUGCACUAAUCUCUCAAAUUUGACACUAAAUCUAAGUGGAAACUAAAUUUGUGUAAUUGGUGCAUUAGGACUAGCUUCUAAUUUAGGAUAAUGCACUAAUCUCUAAAAUUUGACACUGCAUCUUGAGUUUAAUUAUAUUCGUGAAGAAGAUUUAUCAGGCCUAGGUAAUAGUUUUCGAAAGUGCACUCAUCUCUCAAAUUUGGUGCUUAAUUUAAAGAACAACAACAUCAAAAAAUCAAAAUAAUUGAAAAUAAAGAUCCUUAAAUCUAAAAGAUUAAUUGCUUUUAAAAUAUAGCAUUAAUGAUAAAAAAGUGGUGAAAUAAAACAAAUAAUAUAAAUAUAUUUAAAUACUUUAAUAUAAUAUGUUUUAUAUUUUAAUAUUCUGUAAUCAUAUAAAUUAAUCUAAAAUAUAG
Tetrahymena thermophila SB210 is the source of this 1693-nucleotide messenger RNA. RefSeq lists its product as hypothetical. NCBI's taxonomy places the organism in Eukaryota, Ciliophora, Oligohymenophorea, Hymenostomatida, Tetrahymenidae. The transcript has 17 exons. Gene Ontology annotation, biological process: nucleocytoplasmic transport; activation of GTPase activity. Gene Ontology annotation, cellular component: cytosol; nucleus; perinuclear region of cytoplasm. Gene Ontology annotation, molecular function: GTPase activator activity; small GTPase binding. The record is from RefSeq and is a predicted model, not a curated record.